Messenger RNA from Hevea brasiliensis (rubber tree), 1158 nucleotides. Its product is annotated as probable complex I intermediate-associated protein 30. Lineage: Eukaryota; Viridiplantae; Streptophyta; Magnoliopsida; Malpighiales; Euphorbiaceae. Gene Ontology annotation, cellular component: mitochondrion. The coding region runs from base 222 to 899 and encodes 225 amino acids. The transcript is spliced from 8 exons. The record is from RefSeq and is a predicted model, not a curated record. Gene Ontology annotation, biological process: mitochondrial electron transport, NADH to ubiquinone; mitochondrial respiratory chain complex I assembly.
CUUGGAGUUGUUCUCACCGCUGAUUAAACGGCACCGUAUCUAUGGGACCGUAACGAUGCCGUCUAAGUGUCUAAAUGAUCGAACAUGAUACCGGUGCAGAGAUGCCUGAUGGGUCUCGUUGAGCUUUCCAUUGUUUCAAUUGCAGUGGCGGUGAACGGUGAUUGGUGACUGACGCUACUACUGCUAAUUAACAGUGAAGAAGUUUGAGGGGGGAAUAAUAAAUGUCUAGGUUUCGAGCACUUUGGCAAGCUUCUUUGAAUGCAACAAAGAAAGCCCUCACAUGGAAUCUUGAAGAUUUGAUUCCUCCAAGCGAGAAGCUCAUUUUUAGUUUCAAUUCGAAGGAAGAGCUGAAAAAAUGGCAUCUAUAUUCAGAUUCUGAGUAUGGAGGUUUGUCCUCAGCUUCUUUGGAGAUCACAGAUGCUGGAAAUGGACUAAAGGGAGUUUUCUCUGGAAAUCUAUCAUUGGAGGUAUCUGAGGGCUCAAAGUGGAAUAUAACUCGAAGCGGUUUCUGCGGAAUGCGAUCCAAGAAGUUUGAUGGCUUUAUUGAUUUAGAUGCAUAUGAUACAAUAGCUCUAAAGCUUAAAGGUGAUGGAAGAUGCUACAUAUCCACUAUUUAUACAGAGAAUUGGGUAAAUUCACCGGGACAACUGGAAGAUAAUUCAUGGCAAGCUUUUGUUUUUGUACCCAAAGACAACUGGUAUAUUACAAAGAUUCCUCUUGCUCGAUAUUUGCCAACAUGGAGAGGAAAUGUUAUAGAUGCAAAGCUGGAAAUGAAUCAAUCUCGCAUUCUCGGCAUGUCCCUAUCUGUUAAUGCAGAAGGUGGCAUCCCAGGUACCAGGUCAGGAGCAGGUGAUUUCAAAGUUGAAAUUGAUUGGAUCAAAGCCUUGAGAACCCAGUGAGUCACCGUAAAACUUUAUCUUUGGACUACCUCCCCAAAUUUUCUAACUGUGUUGGAGCUCCAGAGGCAUUAACAAGCAGCCCCUGCAUUCUUUGUGAAUUUGUGUUCUUGAAAAUCCCUCCAACAACAAAGACUAGACUACUCUAGUUAGAUCAAGUCCUUGUACUUACAUCUGGAAAUUUUGAUGUGUUAGUAGAAUAUCCUGGAGCUAACAAAUAAUUUUCUAUGCUAAUAUAUCGUUCAUGAACUCUCAUCUUUCA